UCAUCUGCUUGUGCAAGCACAGCUCCAUUCUCCCGCCGCCCUGAGAGGAGGAAGGAGCAGCCCCUGCUGCCGAGGUGCUUCCAGCUCUCUGCAAGCGUGCAGGAGACAGCGUUCCCAAGGCCGGCUUGCUGCAGCUGAGGAGACAGCACUCAUAGACCCCCCCCCUUUGAUUAGGAUGUGUCAGUGUUGUCAGGGCAACUGUUAACAGCGGCGUAUCAUAUUUUCUCCUCUUGUGUUGCGUGCUGAAUAUUUUAGCACGCUGGUUGCAGGGAAGAAGGUGCUGCAGCAAAGAACCUGGAGCAGUGGGCUAGGAUCUGAUUGAACAAGUUAAAACAGAGAAGAGCAGCAUCCAAACCAAUGUGCCUUUAAUUAGGGCUUUCCUUCAAGGUGGGGAAAGACUGCAAGCCUUUUGGUGCCGACUGGAUGUUGGUAUUUGUCGGCUGUUUGCAUACUGCUUAUCCAUAGGGGAUCUGUUACAAGUGCUGAAAUGAACAGACAGCGUUGCAGCUAGUAGCUAAGCAGGGGCUGGAGUUUCUUACUUUUUUUUUUUAAUAAGCAAGAGGCAACAGCAGCAUGCCUGGUUCAACUGCUGCCCUCCGACAAGAGAGGCUGAAGAAAAGUGCCAGGCCAAAUCCCCCGGGCUUAUUCACCAUUGAUGAAGAAGAUGAGCAGCAAAAGAACGGGAAUUCCAAAAGACUGAAAGCAGCUGAAGGUUCUGAAACACAAGACAAGAAAAUCACUUCAGGACAAAGCAACACUGGAAGUAAACCAGAUCAUCCAACAGUACUAAAGGUUGAUGACAGGCAACGGCUUGCCAGAGAACGGAGAGAAGAACGAGAAAAACAGCUAGCUGCAAGAGAAUCCAUCUGGUUAGAAAGAGAAGAGAGAGCCCGGCAACAUUAUGAAAAACAUCUAGAGGAACGCAGAAAGAAGCUGGAAGAGCAGAGACUGAAGGAAGAGAGAAGGCGAGCUGCCGUAGAGGAAAAGCGAAGGCAGAGAAUAGAAGAAGAUAAGGAACGACAUGAAGCUGUUGUACGUCGCACAAUGGAGAGAAGCCAGAAGCCAAAACAAAAGCAAAACAGAUGGUCCUGGGGAGGAGCACUACAUAACCGCAUUAAUAACCCAGAUCGAGACAGGCGGUCUGUUUCAACAAUGAACCUUUCGAAACAUGUUGAUCCAGUCAUUAACAAGCGGCUCUCCUCCUCAUCUGCAACAUUACUAAAUUCUCCAGACAGAGCUCGCCGUCUUCAGCUCAGUCCAUGGGAGAGCAGCAUUGUUAGCAGGCUCCUGACGCCCACUCACUCAUUCCUGGCCCGAAGUAAAAGCACAGCUGCAUUGUCUGGAGAUGCAGUUAUCCCCGUUUGUCCCCGUUCAGCAUCUUGCAGCCCCAUCAGUCCUCUGUCCUACAAGGCCAUGAACUGUAGGAAUUCAGGAGACCGAGCAAAGCUUUACGCUUCUACUGAUGCCGUUGGACGUAGGAGAACAACAACGCACCUUGCAGGGACUGACAAAAAAGAAAAGGAGAGAGACUAUUUGUCAUCCAGCUUCUCAGCCAACUUUAAAGGAGGUCAUUUUACUUCCAACCCCAAAGCUAGAUCACCAGCUCCCUCUCCAGUUUGGCGUGCGUCAAAAUCUUUGCCUUUUUUGCCUGGCACACCCAAGCAGAUUACUUCCCCACCUGGUUCCUCCAAAAUUUCCUCUGCUCAGACACGUCCUCCUUCUCCUGGCAACAUCCGGCCAGUCAAAAAAGAGGUCAAGCCAGAGGGUGAGAAGAAAAGACCAGAAAAAGAGGCUGGAAAGGCCAAUGAGGAAAGGACAGAAGAAAGUAAAGGAACUUCAGGAGGUGCUGGAGAAUCUUCAAGUCAGGAACAGCUCACUGUCCAGGCAGAGCCCACUCAAGCCAGCCUGUCCCUACCUCCUGCUCCACCAGCUCUUGCUCCACCCCCAGCACCCCCCAAGACCUCUGCAGGUACAACUGACCCUGAAGAAGCAACCAGGCUGCUGACUGAGAAGAGGCGCCUUGCCCGUGAGCAGCGGGAACGAGAGGAGCAAGAAAGGAGAGAGAGAGAAGAGCUUGAAAGACAAAAGAAGGAGGAGCUGUCACAGAGGAUAGCUGAAGAAAGAGCUCGCCGAGAAGAGGAAGAAGCUCGCAGACAAGAAGCAGAAAAAAAAAGGAAGGAUGCAGAGGAGGAGCGGGAAAGGGAAGAACGGCUGCGCCGCCAGGCAGAAGAGAGAGAACAGAAGGAGAAAGAAGAGAUGGAGCGCAUUCAGAAACAAAAAGAAGAGGAAGCUCGCCUACGGGAAGAGGCAGAGCGGAUUCGAUUAGAACGUGAAAAGCAUUUCCAAAGAGAAGAGCAAGAGCGCUUGGAAAGGAAGAAGAGGCUUGAAGAGAUCAUGAAGAGAACUAGGCGUGUAGAAGCUGUAGAUAAGAAACCCAAUGACCAGCAAAAUGGACAUAUAUCAAAGACAAAUAUUACUGGAGAAGCAGGUAUUGUGCUUAACUCUGCCUUGAGCACAACAGCCAGUCCUGCAUCUCCCUUGGAACCUGCAGCAGGACCUCAGCUUCCGCAUGCAACAGAAUCUCCGCACAACGGGACACCCAGCACCUGCACACAUGUGAUUGUUUCACACCAACCCCCCGUAAAUGUGGACAGCAAUCUCAAUCCAGAGAAAAACACAAAUGACAAUGGAAUGUCUAUGCAGAAUGAUAACUUUGAAGAGAUCAUAAACCUGCCUAUUGGUUCUAAACCAUCCCGGCUGGAUGCCAUGAACAAUGAUGGAAGCAAUAGUCCCGAAAUUCCUUUGAAUCCAAUUCUAGCCUUUGAAGAUAAGGGGACUCUUUUGCCUCAGGUAGAUAGUGUUCAAACACAUCAAACAGCAGAAGUGAUCUGAUUGUUUCUUCUGAAGAACCAAAGGUGAUAUGAGCGUCUCUGCAGUCAGUGGAGUUUUUUCCAUGCUAUGAAGGAGUGUUUUAUUUUUUCUCUCCAGUUUUUUAAAGAUUUCUUGAAUAUCUUUUUUGGAAGGACUUUAGUAAAACCAGCAGAAGAAAUGAGGGGAAUAGACUUGGAUCACCUUUCUAAUAGCUUUCAUCACUAGAAAAAUCAUGCUUCACGUGCGUUACUUAAUAUGGCUAUUUCCAACGAGCUUUUUUUGUUAGUAAAUGGAUAUUUCUGCAUUCCUUAAGACACCAGACACUGGAAUCUGAAAGUAAUGGGCUGAUUUGGGUGGUGGGACUGAUUCUUUUUUGCUUUUUUAAAAAAGGUGAGUGUUGGUUUAAAAGGCAUAAUUAUAAAAUUGGCAAAGAAUCUUUUACACUUUGUGGUUCUAAUACUUGAAAAAUAAAUGCCUCGUUGCUCUACAAGUAGAGCUAAUGGGGUGUUUUAUUUAAACCUGUUGGUUUAAAUGUUAUUGCAGAGAACUCUAAUUAUGGAGGCAAACUGUAGGCUUCUGUAUCAGGUUCUUUUAAAUGAAAUCCCUACAGGGACAUUCUGUAAAUUGAGACGUCACUAUGAUCUUCUCGCAUUUUCUCUAAAAACACAAAACAAGACAGAUUUUAAAAUGUGAAAAUUUGAAAGCGUUAUUUUUUCAUGGACAAGAGGAAAACCUAUUGUUCUUCUAGAUUAUGUAUUUAUGAAUUUUGCUCAGUACAGAAAUAAAUCAUUUAAUUGAAUAAAUUAGACAAAUGUGGUAAAAAGAUACUGCAAACUUGAUUUUUUUUUUUGGUUACGUCCAUGUUCACAAACCUAUAAAAGAUGUGUAUGCAUAUGCACACAAACGUGUGCAGACACACACAAGGAAAUACCUUAUUCUGAGUCCUGUAAGUUGCUGCUGUUCCCAAUGAUGGAAGACUUUUCCUUUGCCUUAUCAAACUACUGAAGACUGUGUGAAACCUGAAAUAUUUGAUUUUGGAUGAUGCAGGUUUGGGAUUUCUCGGUUUUGCUCGUUUCAGAGCAAAUGGAAAAUGGUCAUUGUGCUUUUUAUGCAGUGUGUGGUUUUUAUAAAGCAGUGCAGUUUGAGUGAUAAGAGGAGCAAUGCAAGUUGCUUUCUCUUUAGUUUGAUGCUGAUUUCUGCUGUCAUUGUUCCAUCCCUCACUUUCGGUUGUGUUGUGCAGAACUGUAAAAUUUUGCACGUUUUUGUGCUUUCCUAAACAAUGCUGUUGCAGGCAGAGCUCAGUCUAGGCAUUCGAGUUUGAAGCAUCAAGGAGGGCUUGAGGCAUUGCUCUCUGAAGUCAGUGAGAAGAUCCUUGGCAAGGGAAAUGGAGGUUCACGGGGUUUCAGCUCAUGCUAAGAGAGAAUGUAUCAUUAAGAUUCCUGUACUUGCCUUUAGUGAGCACUGAGCGAGGCCUCUAGGAAGCUGUGCAGAAAGUCUGUGCUAGCAGAAGAAAUCCUCUGAGACAAAAGCUGAAGAAUUUUUGAAGAAACUUCUGCUGCUGCCAAGUGUUCAUCUUAUAGAGGAGAUGGGAUAAAAGCAAUGGAAAUAAAAUGAAAGAGACUUCAUCUGCCAGAAUCUAUAUGGAAGGGAAAAAAACAGCCAUUCAGUCAGAAUGCUUUCAAUAGUAACUUGUGACACAGUAAAAUGAAUUGGGUUCCUUUCUUGCUUUCUUUAGUUUUCCAUGUACAUAGCCACAAUAUUUUGAAGUGUCCAAAAUAUGUAGUUUUUCUUUAAAACUAUAUAUAGCAUGUAAGUACCAAAUAAAACUUGUUUGAAAUAUUUA
This is a messenger RNA of Lepidothrix coronata (blue-crowned manakin), 4714 nucleotides long. It is a transcript of the gene MAP7, whose product is annotated as microtubule associated protein 7. Bases 574 to 2892 code for a protein of 772 amino acids. Gene Ontology annotation, biological process: microtubule cytoskeleton organization. The record is from RefSeq and is a predicted model, not a curated record. Gene Ontology annotation, cellular component: microtubule cytoskeleton. The transcript is spliced from 18 exons. Lineage: Eukaryota; Metazoa; Chordata; Aves; Passeriformes; Pipridae.